AUGGUUUGCCACUUUGACAACAGUUUUCACUUGUCUGACAGAGUUGAUAGUUUGUGUAUUAAACCUUGCGAACUGCCAAAGCUGUUUCGCAUCUAUUCUAAUCAGCAUAAAGCUUCUACCCCCGUGCUGUUGCAAAUCACCCCCCUACUGGGCGCGCUGAUAGGAGUCGUGGCCGCCUUGAUAUUGGUUGCCAUCAUCAUCGUGGUCGUGAUCCGUCUUCGCGGUGGUGGAGACAGAGGCGAUAAAGACUACGACGACAACGAACUUGCUAACAAUGGCAGAAGGGGAGUAUCUGGAAGCAACAGCGACAAAGCGAGCACGGAACCUUUAAACAAAGAACUAAACUCGAGUACGGACAGCUUAGAAGAAAAGAAUCCCGAUAUAAUACCCCAAAACAACGCUGAUGAUGAAUACCAAGACGAAGAGAGAGCAUUUGAAAGGCUGAACAACAUCACGAUUCGAUCGUAUAGUCGGAUACAAAGUCCAAACAGCCAACUGAAAAAUGAUAACUAUAUAACCAAGUCGGACGAAAUAACUUAUGCGGAGCUUUCGUUGUCCAACCACCAGCAACCGCUGUCCGCUGCGCCUGCGCAAUUGCUGUACAACCAAAACCAACCGCAACCGGUCGCGCCUGCGCAAUGCAUCCCUAUGUCGCUGAUGCGCAGGGCUGAGCCGACGGUUUACGCCCAGUUGGAUGUAGCUCGCAUGCGUCCGCCGCUCGCGCCGGCUGCUGCCGCGUUCCACGCACUGCAACGCCAUCUGCCGAUGACGUACCAGACCACACCUAGGCCUAUGCGGGACGACAUGCACGUGACGAUGGCACAGCAGCCGCAUGAUGGAUCCGUCACGUCAGAGACGCCGCUGCUCAACCAGAGGGAUUCCAGCGUACUACAAUCAUUACUAGAAGUGAACACGUCAAGAACACCAACGAUAACGUCUACCUUACCCAGGACAGUAACUGCGACUCGCUUUUGACCUAAUUAAGUACGAAGACGAGGACCUUGUGUACUUAUAAAUUCAAUUUUUAUUGUUACGAUAACGAUAUUAUAAAUGUUGCGUUGUGCGUGUUGUUUUUAAAGGGACUCUUAGUACGAGAGUAUAUGUCUGUGAGCACGUCUAUAGGAUACGUUAGUGUGCCAGUAUAACAUUUUUAUAAGCAAUUCAAUUGCACUGUAUAUGUGUUAAUGUGUUUUGAAUGACUGAUCAUACGAGUAUGUACAAUCACUAUGAAUCUGAUUUUAACAAAAAGUUCCACGGCUCACCUUAGCGAAACUUAUUGUCUUACGUUAGCACGAGCAAGACAAAUAAAACUGGCGUGCGGAUACUGUUACUUAACUAAACAACGAUAAUAGUUUUAUAUGGUGAGCUUUAGAACUUGAUAUAUGUUCAUAAGUUAAGUCUAUGUCGGGUUCAAUAACCCAGGAUGGUUCAAGUGUUCAAGCGGAUGAACAAGUCUUAGGCCGCGGUUAUAGUCUAAGGUGGCAGGAGACAGACGGCGAGUUUUAGGCGACGGACGACGCCGGUCGUGUCUGUUUUGUACGUUUUUUUUAUAUAUCGAAACAGCCGCGCAGGCAGAAGAAAAUGCCGGAACACCGCGGCUGCUAUGAUGAUCCCAAAGAAAUUUUGUUAAUACGAUUUUUGAACUGCCUGGUUAGUAGUAGGUUAGUAGAACUGGGAAAAGCUUCCUCUUGUAGAUUGUUCCACAAUCUAGACACCCUCGGGACAAAGGAGCGGUCGUAUCGGCCAGUUCUGGAUGCACGAAGUUUGACACGGUUAGGAUGGGAUGCCGAAGUCAGGCGUGUCUGUCUGGCAGGCACAUCGCGCGGCGCCAUCAUGGAAGAGAGCUCUGAGGAGCAAAGCCCGUUGGUGUAACGAUAGAAAAGAGCUAGAUCGCCGACGGCCCGCCGGUGCGAAAGUGUCCCGAGACUGUCUGUUAGAGAAGAGUCAUCGAUCAGUCGAACCGCCCUCCUCUGGACAGCAUCGAGCAUGAAAAAUGUAGUCGGGGCGGCAGCACCCCAAAUGUGUGAGCAAUACUCGAGGCUAGGCCUUAUCUGGGCCUUGUAUAGAGUGAGAAGGUCAUACGGAGAAAAGUACUUCUUA
Acanthoscelides obtectus is the source of this 2100-nucleotide messenger RNA. Lineage: Eukaryota; Metazoa; Arthropoda; Insecta; Coleoptera; Chrysomelidae. The record is from the annotation of a GenBank genome assembly.